UUCCUUCUGGUGUCACUUCACCCUCUCUUUAAAGAUGGGUCCUUAUGCUUUUCCUAAAUUCAGGCUGACAAUUAUGUAAAUUGCAUGGAUACCUGGACUACCACUGUGAGAAUUAUCUCGUAUUUUUCUUUGUUCUCAUUACUGAUUUCUAUCUCCAUAUGGAAUCAAGAUGAAAUUCCACUCAGUCGUCCCAAAAAAAGAAAGCCCAAAGGAAAGACUCCAUUAGAUGGCAUUGUCCAAGCAACUGUUCGUCGGCAGUCUGAAAGCAGUGAGCCCCUAACUCCUGAACCUCAUGAUGUCCCUCCUCAGAGGAAACGUAAAAAGAAGAAAGUGCCUCCUGAUUCUGAGACCUCUUUUACCCAGCAGAAUGUUGCAUCCUUAUUUCAGAAUGGAAAUGGCAUGGAUAUUCCUGAAGCUGAAGAAACAGUGAUCCGUAAACAGAGAAAAAGAACAAAGAAACCUCGGCCAGCAGAAAUGCACUGUUCCAAUGAGCUGGAGGUGGAGGAGGAAGACAUCAUUGAAGAUGAGCACAGAAAGAGCCCAGAUCAGCAGCCUGUGUUUGCUGCUCCCACUGGAAUUAGCCAGCCUGUUAGCAAGGUGUUUGUUGAAAAAAAUCGGCGUUUUCAAGCAGCUGACCGUGCAGAAUUGAUUAAAACCACUGAAAAUAUCAAUGUAUUUAUGGAUGUGAAGGCUUCGUGGACCACUAGAGAUGUCGCCCUCUCAGUACACCGAAGUUUCAGGGUGAUCGGACUCUUUACCCACGGCUUUCUUGCUGGGUAUGCUGUAUGGAACAUCAUUGUUAUCUACAUUUUGGCAGGAAAUCAACUUUCCACAGUUUCUAACCUGCUCCAGCAGUAUAAGACUCUAGCAUACCCAGCUCAAAGUUUGUUCUACUUGUUGCUGUCUAUCAGUACAGUCUCAGCCUUUGAUAGGAUUGAUUUGGCAAAAGCAUCAGUUGCGCUGAGGGGUUUUCUUACCCUAGACCCAGCAGCAAUAGCUUCAUUCUUGUACUUCACUGCUCUUAUCUUAUCCUUAAGUCAGCAGAUGACAUGUGACAGAAUUAACCUCUACACACCACCUUCGGAAAACGGCAGCAUCUGGAUGGCAGGUACAGAGGAAGAAAUUCUUCAGCCAUGGAUUGUGGUGAAUCUGGUAGUGUCUAUUCUAGUUGGGGCAAGUUGGAUCUUCUUGUCUUACCGACCAGAGCUAGACCAUAGUGAAGAACUGAUGUUUCAUGCUGAAAUCGAGGAAUUUCCCCAGGGAGAUAUCAUACCCAGAGUCCAGCCAUAGUGUGGAACAUGCACCUUGUAGCUGUAACUAACUGAUGGCUCAACACUUGUUGUAUUGUAACCAUGUAUUAUAACUUUCAUAAAGCAAAAUAUGUAUUUUUGUAUUGUACAUAUUUGAUGGAUCUUUUAUGUAUGCUACUUUUUAAAUACACAAAUGUGACUGAAAAUUUUUAUACUUCUGCUUUUUUUUUUUUAUAAAGUAGAUUAGUACAUAAAGUCAAGGUGCUUUAGUAUAUGUUGCUACCUAGACAGCCAAAGGAAAUAGAUGGAAACAGAAGAUCCACUAUUUAGUGCUUUUUUGACUGAUUUUUUUUGACUCAUGCUGAUAGCAGUUGAGGUUAAAAAAAGCUAAGAGUUAACAAGCAUGGUAAAAUAAUACUUGGUUUUAAUUGUCAUAAAAAGUAUUUUCUAGACCUAGGGGGUUUGAUUGUCAGGGAUUUUGAUAUUUCCUUAAAAGAAAACAAUUUAUUCUUCAUCUUCUUCAUUUAGUUCUCUUGACAGAGAUGCUGAUAAUACCAAGUUCUUUCAAGGUGACGUAGGUAAAGGAAACAAAAGUUUUGAAAUUCACAGCAUUUCAGUCAGGAAAUGAAUACUUAGAUACAGUAGCGUGGUUUUGGUUUGCCAACAAGAUGUGUGUCCUGUAAUGUCUUGAUAGUCAGGUUGCAUAAAAAUUACAAAACUGAUUUCUCCUUAUCUUGUAUGGUUUGAGCAAUAGUGUUAUUCUGAAGUGUCUUUCUAAAGAAACUUGAAUUUCACAGAUGUUAAAAAUAUUACUACUUCUACCUGUUUUGCUGGAAAAUGAUUUCUCCCCAAAGGAUUUUUGUUGUUUUGUGUUAGGAUGAAAUUGGAAACUUCUCCUAAACUAAAAUUAUUAGGUUAUGUUAUUAAAGCAAAGCAGAAACCCUCCAGCAACCAGUGUUCUGCAUAACAAUGUAGUGGUAAUAGUGGCUGUUGGUGGUUUUUGAUGAUGACAGUCAAUGUUGUUUUUCUUCGGUAUUAAAGUGGCAAAAUGAAAGCAUUGAAGAUGUGAAUAAAUAGAUGUCUUGUAGGAUGAAACAGUCUUCUUAGUAGACAUAGGCAAGAGCUAGUUUGAAAUCUAUUUCCGAAGCAAAUGUCACACAAAACUAGUUGUAUAUUUUAUUUAAUAUGUGUUGAGUUUUGCAUUAUUUUAUUUAAUGUGUGUCUGAGAUUUUUUAUACCCGUUGGCUGUAUUCUAGGGCAUUCACUUUGUUGUGGGAAGGAGAUGUUAAGUUUUUUUGUCAGUUGUUACGGUUCUUAAGUAUUUUCACAAAACUGUAGAGCUCAAUUAUAGCUGGCACUGCAUUGUACAUUAAAAUGGAGAGAGGGGUGCUGCUACCUGCCACUGUAAUACUGGAAGUUCUUGUGGCUGUAGGAAAUAGGGGAUGAGGCGCUACUUAGGGUUCCCAUGUAGGUUUCCACCACAGUGGGAAACACACAUCACAAUUUCUUCAAAUGUGGUGUUUACAGAAUUACUGAACUCCUGAAGAUGAGAUUAAUAAUGGCUUUCUUAUUAAUGUCUGUGCUGAUUGAUGUUUGUCAUCUUGGCAUGAUAAAAAGUAUAUUUUUCCCAUAAAGUGUGUAGAUUAGACACAACGGUGUUAAGGGAUCAAAUCAGUGUAGGAAAGAAAUUGAAUAAAAUUACUGUUUGAUUUAAUUUCUGAAAUUAUUAUUGGGAAUUGGCCUCCUAAGUAUCCCUUGAACAAAGUAACGUUAGCCAGGAGCCAGAUUUGUUCUCAUUGUGAAAUAUAAUAGUUUGUUUAGAUGGUUGAGCAGGGAUUAAAUAAUUUAACUUAAUGAGAUCAAUAUUUCAAACCAUUGCCUUUCCAUUUUAUAUUUUUUGGAAGGCCUGAGUAUAAAUGUAUAUGAAUGAAUGAGGUUUGAGUUUUGCCAUUUAAAAUCACACUUAGGUAAAUAACUUGGUGGUUAAUCACCUAUUUUUCAAGGUACUUUUCAUUCCAUUAAGCCUCACAAUGGAGUUCAACAGUGCUUUUUUGUUGUAGUUACUUGGAAAAUUUUAGAACAUUUUAAAUUUUACAGAAUAUGUGUUUAAUUACAGAACAUGCGCUGUAGGAGCCUUAAUUUAAAUGCUUCUGUGCAUUUCCAUACCCUUGUUUCUAAUGGGGUAUUUUUGUGUUGAAAAAAUUGAAGAAAUGUUAGUGCCAUUUUCUUGUUUUUAAGUAUCUGAAACAAUAACUGAUCUGAACUCCUGUUAGAAAUGAUUGUACUACUACGUACUGUUUCCAAAUGAUUAGUUUGUUUAAAAUAAAUCAGUCUUUUUUUUU
This is a messenger RNA of Oxyura jamaicensis (ruddy duck), 3592 nucleotides long. It is a transcript of the gene TMEM237, whose product is annotated as transmembrane protein 237. Bases 85 to 1290 code for a protein of 401 amino acids. Gene Ontology annotation, cellular component: ciliary transition zone. Lineage: Eukaryota; Metazoa; Chordata; Aves; Anseriformes; Anatidae. Gene Ontology annotation, biological process: cilium assembly. The transcript has 11 exons. The record is from RefSeq and is a predicted model, not a curated record.